Racocetra fulgida is the source of this 228-nucleotide messenger RNA. The record is from the annotation of a GenBank genome assembly. Lineage: Eukaryota; Fungi; Glomeromycota; Glomeromycetes; Diversisporales; Gigasporaceae.
AUGAGAGCUAAAAUCAGGACCACUGAUAUUUGGGAUGAAUUUCGGCUACUGAAACAAAAUGUUCAUGUCAAAAGUUUAAAUCCUCAAGAACUUCUGCUAAAAGAAGAAACAUUUCAUGACAACUUCCAAGAAGAAAAUUUUCAAGAAGAAAGUCAUCAAGAAAAUUUUUCAAAAAGAAAGUUAUUAAAAAAAUUUUCAAAAAGAAAUUUCUCAAAUAUCUGGCUUUAA